Pyricularia pennisetigena is the source of this 1755-nucleotide messenger RNA. RefSeq lists its product as uncharacterized. The transcript is spliced from 2 exons. Bases 1 to 1755 code for a protein of 584 amino acids. Gene Ontology annotation, molecular function: G protein-coupled receptor activity. The record is from RefSeq and is a predicted model, not a curated record. Gene Ontology annotation, biological process: adenylate cyclase-activating G protein-coupled receptor signaling pathway. Lineage: Eukaryota; Fungi; Ascomycota; Sordariomycetes; Magnaporthales; Pyriculariaceae. Gene Ontology annotation, cellular component: plasma membrane.
AUGUCGACGUACGAGCCGGAAAUCAGGGCUGCAACUUUAGCAGGCAGCUUGCUAUCAUGCCUGGCGACGUCUGCUGUGCUGGUGUCCUUUGUGGCCUACAGAAAGGAGCAGCGCACAUUUCGUCAUGUUUUAAUCUUGAAUCUCACCUUGUCUGAGUUUAUCAACUCCCUCAACAACUCCAUAUCGGGAACAAUCAGUAUUCGAGACAAAGAGAUUGAGCCCGGGGUUGCGUGUACCGUGAAUGGUUUCGUGGGCCAACUGUCUGUGCAGGCCGCCGACUUCAGCAUAUUGGCCAUAGCCAUCGUCACCCUUCUCACCGUCACCCGCCGCGCCUUCCUCCCCGCCGCCUCAACCGGCAAAAAGAUCUUUCUCGCCACGUUGGUCUGGAUCGUGCCGCUCUUCACCAGCACUUUUGCCACGGCGCAGGGAGCCAUGGCACCCGUUGCCGGCAACUGGUGCUGGAUCACAGCCUCGAGGCCCGACCUGCGAUACGCCCUCACCCACGGCUGGAGGUUCCUGGUAAUAUUCAGCACCAUAAUCAUCUACGCGUACAUUUGGUGGUACAUGAGCCGUCACUUCCACAGCAUGGUUCAGAUCCAACGCACGGGCUUGACCGAGGAUUCAACCGGGACUGAUUCCAGCGUCGGCACCACGUCGUCCGGGGGCACCGUCUUGUCCGUCGCCAACACGACCGCGACGGGUGGCUCGUCAAAAAAGUCCAUGGCUGAGGAAUCGCCGCCGGCGCAGGGCAAGAAGAAGGGCGUGAGCUGGACCCACAGCAUCCGAAGCGUGCGCAAACACAAGGGGGAGGACGAGGAGGAGGUUCAGGCGCUGCCGGACGGCGCAGCACCUCCGGACAUCAAGGAGACGGAGCUCUUGGACGCCGGCCCGCAGGCGCCCGCCAUCCGACUCGAAAAGCCGCCGCCGUCACGCAAGGGGUCUCGAACCAGCGGGCAUGGGUUCGGGUUGUCAUAUCUCCAUGAGGAGGACAAGGGCCUGCUCUCACCGCCGGCGGUCAGAACAGCAAACACCCAAGAAGUGCCGGCGCCCGUGGGUCCGACGCAGCCUUCCACCACGCGGAAAUCAGGGAUGGUCUCGUGGAAGCUCCCCGACAUCCCCCCGAGUCCCAAGGGCUCGUGGCGCCACAACUUCAAGGACUUUGGCGUGCAGGGCAGCCCCUCGCGGAGCCCCACGGCAAGCCCCGUCCCGAUGCGACCGCUCUCCCAACUGCCCCUAACCCCGCAGCGGGAGGCAUCGGCGGCGCGCGGUGGCAAGAUGGAAAACAAGCAGCAGAGCCCCCGCUGGGAACCGCCGUGGCGCGACAGCAACAACGCAAGCCCUCGGCCGGGGCGGUCCUUUUCCCUGUGGCCACUGCCGAGCCCGCGGAGCCCGUGGCGCGAGGGCAGCAGGAUGACGAGUCCGUUCCGGCAGGCGCAGGGACGACAGCCCGUCACGCUCAUGACCAACGCGAGCGAGUUCCCGAUGCGCCGGCAGACGCGCCAGGUCGAGAAGGAGAUCAAGCGGAUGAUGCUGCUCAACGCCUAUCCCAUCUUUUACGUGCUGCUCUCGAUCCCGGGCCUCGUCAACCGCCUGAUCGAGGCCACCGGCAUCCACGUGCCCGCCCACACCUCGCAGGCCCUGCAGGCCCCCGUGCAGUUCAUCGGCCUGGCCAACGCGCUGACGUACGGAUUCAACAAGCACGUCAGGCACCGCAUCAGGGGUGACUGGCGCGCACUGCGUGGGCGCGCACCGUGA